This is a messenger RNA of Suhomyces tanzawaensis NRRL Y-17324, 2127 nucleotides long. RefSeq names its product putative tubulin tyrosine ligase. Lineage: Eukaryota; Fungi; Ascomycota; Pichiomycetes; Serinales; Debaryomycetaceae. Gene Ontology annotation, cellular component: P-body. The record is from RefSeq and is a predicted model, not a curated record. Bases 1 to 2127 code for a protein of 708 amino acids. The transcript has a single exon. Gene Ontology annotation, molecular function: hydrolase activity. Gene Ontology annotation, biological process: protein modification process.
AUGCAUGUCCUUCUCACCAAUGACGACGGGCCCUUGGACGACCGCGCCUGUCCCUACAUGAAGUACUUGGUCGAUGAGAUCAACACCAACACCAAUUGGGACUUGUCCAUCGUAGUGCCCAACCAGCAGAGAUCGUGGAUUGGAAAGGCCCAUUUUGCCGGCAAGACCUUAACCACCAGCUACAUCUACACCCAAGAGUCCACCAGCGGGUCCUCGGCUGACGGCGUCAACAAGUUUGACGGGCCGUUUAACACCCCUCAGCACCGUGGCCCCGAGUGGCAGGAAUGGUGCCUUGUCGACAGCACCCCAGCUGCGUGUGCUGACAUCGGAAUCCACCACCUCUACUCGCAGACCAAAGAGAAAGAGAUCGACUUGGUGUUGAGUGGCCCCAACUUCGGCAAGAACGCAGGCAACUUGUAUGUUUUGACCAGCGGCACUGUCGGAGCAGCCAUGGAGGCUGUCACCCACGGAAAGAAGGCCAUUGCCUUGAGCUACUCGUUCAACAGCCCCCACCACGACCACCAGGUGUUGAAGGAAGCUGCACACAUCUCCGUCAAGUUGGUCACCAAGUUGUACAACCAGCUCAAAGAGCUGAAAGACAUCGACAUCUUCUCAGUCAACGUGCCUUUGGUCAAGUCGUUGAAAUUGGGCCAGACCAAGAUCAGAUACGCUCCCAUUUUGGAAAACUACUGGAAGUCCAUCUACGCUCCCAGUGAGGAACUCAACGAACAUGGCCAGAUGCAAUUCCACUGGGCUCCAGACUUCAAGGUGGUCCACAAAAAUGGCUUGGUUGAUUUCAAGCACACCGACAGCAGGGUUUUGUUGGAAGAAGAAAUCAGCGUCACACCAUUGAAGGCCGCCUUCAAAUUUGUCGAGCCUUUGGGAGGAGAAAUCGUCUUAGAUGCUGAUGAGCCCACAACAGAGUCCCCCACAAUCGACUAUUUUUUGAUAACAGUUCCCAAGGACUCAUACAUUUAUGAACCUUGGGUUGAAGCGGCCAAAAAAAGUGGCCGCUUCCAAAUCACCUCCGAUAAGAGAGUAUUGGCUGAGUUGAAGGAAAAUUCCAAAAUAAGAGUAUUCCAUUAUGGUGAGUACGAAGAUUUGGAUCUUGAUUUGAUUGGUGAAUAUCCUAAUCAGUACUUUAUUCCAUCAUAUAUUUAUAGAAAGGCCUUAAUUAGAAAGCACUUCUUGGCCAACACCAUCCAUCAUUAUACCGUCAAAAACCCUGAUUCGGUAUUAAUAUCAGCAGCACCAGAAUCUUACCAAUUGGAAGUGGACUAUGCUGAGUUUUUGGAUGACUCUUUGGAUGAAGCCUACGAAUUGAGAGACGAAAUUAAUUCCGGUACUAAAACCUGGAUUUUGAAACCCAGUAUGAGUGACAAGGGCCAAGGUAUCAGGAUCUUCAAGACCGUUGAACAAUUACAAGCAAUUUUUGAUUCAUUUGAAGAAGAAGACAGUGAUGCUGAAGAUGAAGAUGAUGAAGGUGAUGACAAUAAUGGAGUGAUUGUUUCCCAAUUACGUCACUUCAUCGUACAAGAGUACAGAUCCAAUCCCUUGUUGUUACCAGCUUAUGAUAACAAGAAAUUCCAUUUGAGGACCUACGUAGUUGCCAGUGGUGACUUAAAGGUAUACGUUUACAAGAACAUCUUGACUUUAUUCGCCGGGUCCGCGUAUGUGGAGCCAGAAGACAAGGACGGUGAAAUCGAUAUGGCAGGACACUUGACAAACACCUGUUUGCAAGAAGAAGACUCCCCAUUGGUGGUUCCUUGGUGGGACCUCAAAGACGAUAAGCUCACUGAAGACCAAAAGCAAAGAGUUUUCGAGCAGGUGUGCUCCAUUACGGGUGAGACUUUCAAGGCUGCUUCCAGUGUCGACAAGAUAAACUUCCAACCCAUGGACAACGCCAUUGAAUUAUUUGGAAUAGACUACUUGGUGAACGACGACCUUAGUGUAACCCUACUUGAAGUCAACUCAUAUCCUGAUUUCAAACAAACUGGUGACGAAUUGAAGGGCCUUAUAUAUCGUCUUUUUGACGAGGUGGUUGACCAGAUUGUUGCCCCAUUGGUCCAGGGUACUGAAUCAAGCAAUUCCAGUUCAAACUUGGUUCCGGUUUUGGGUGCAAAUUAA